Molecule: messenger RNA, 8870 nt
Organism: Uranotaenia lowii
Lineage: Eukaryota; Metazoa; Arthropoda; Insecta; Diptera; Culicidae
Exons: 2
Cellular component (GO): extracellular region
Molecular function (GO): chitin binding
Source: RefSeq, a predicted model, not a curated record
UUCUCAGGUCGUCCGGGAACAGAUUACCCGAUCCUGGCCGCCGUCCCGUAUACCAACUUCUACUGUGACGAGCAACCCUAUCCGGGCUUCUUCGCCGACAUGGAAACCCGAUGCCAAGGUUGGCACUACUGCGACAUCGACGGACGGCAGGCAACCUUCCUGUGCCCCAACGGGACCCAGUUUUCGCAGGCCGUGUUCGUGUGCGACUGGUGGUUCAACGUACGGUGCGACCUAUCGCCCCGGUUAUACGCCAUCAACGCCCGGCUCUAUCAGCGCCCCAAGGUCAAUCCUACCCGGAAGCAUCGCGUCAUCACCAAACAGCUGGUCGAAGACAUCUUCAACAAAUAAAAAGUUCCUUUCGUGUUUCGUGCCUGAAAUAUUCGGUGAGGAUGAGAGAAGAUUGCUGCCUGCCGAGUGCCGGAUGUGGUUGAGAGUGUGAUGUGUCGUGUUUGAGGGAGCUGUUGGUAGUUGGUAGAGUAUUGUUACAUUUUAGUCGCUUCCGUUUAGGGGUAACGUAAUUGAAACGACGAACCUUUCGGAAAGUGGGAAAAGUCCACAUGUGCGAGCGAUGAAGCAUUCGAAACGACCCUUUUCUUUAAAUUAAAUAAUUUUAAUCCCGUCGGAAUAGUAAAAACGAAAAAUCAAGAACCUGGAUCCUGGUUUUGGUCCGGGGAUGGCAGUCUGGUGUAUUUAUGCAAGAGUCCUACUGACUUUUGAAUCCUACAGCAAUGGGAGUGCAUCGCGUAGAGAAAUGUUUCCACUCUCUGUCCUAACUUCAGAGUUAUAAUGUCAAUUCUUCCGAGAUAGUCCAAAAUGAUAAAACGGCAAACAGUAUUGUGCAGAUAUGUAUUUGUAGGUGACAAAAGUUUAGACAGAAUUCAGAUAUAAAAUCACAAAGUAAAUAUUAUACACAAUAUCAAAGUAAAAAUCUUAACAUACAGUGAAAACAUUAUUUAAUUACAUAAGGGUGUCAAAAAAUGUUUGCAAAAAUAUCGUCCUGAUUCAAAAUCUUUUGAUAGCAUUUGUCUAUUACCACUUGUUUUGAUGAUAUUGUGUAUGAAAGUUUAAAAAUUAUUCAAUUUUGAGUGAAUUCAACCAUGAUGAACCAACUGCCGAAAACAAAAAUUUUCAAAAUGCACGAAUCAAAAAAAAAAUAAUAAAACGAUUUAUGUUUGUAACUAUGUUUAUGAUUCUUUAAUUUGAAGUACUCAUUCAUAGUUUUCGUAUUAAAUUGUAACUUUAGAAAAGUGGUCCUUAACCUAAAGGGUGGCUGAAAUUUUUAUAAUCAAACCUUAAGAAACGAAACAUGGAACUUUCUAUCAGCGAUGGUUAAAAUCUUUGAAUUUGUUUAAGAGUCUGGUUGAUUUGAGCAUAAAAUAAGUUCUUAGGGUAGCCUUUAAUUUCUUAAAAAAAACUUAUUCUAUACUCAAAUCAAACAAGCCAAAUCUCUCAAACUCUUUUGCAAAUUCCAAGAUUCUAAUCUUUGAUAAAAAAAAAAAUAAAAAAUUUCAUAUAAAAAAAAGUAAGCGAUAAAAAUUUUCGGAUCAAAUUUGCUUGAUGUAAACUUGAACCAAAUUAUGAUUUUAGUUUGAAAUUCAAAAAACUAUAAUAUAAUUAAUGUUAAAAAAUACACCGAGAAAAUAUAGAAUUUUGUACAGAUUUUUCCGGUGAAGAUCAGGUACAUUUUUUUAAUAGCAAAUAUUUUUCAUAAAUAAUAAAUUCCAUAAUAAUAAGCCUGUGGAGGAUUUAUUUUAAAUAAAAUUUGGGAUUUUUUUUAUGAAGCAAAACUUAGAAAAUUAACUCAUAUUCCACUUUAUAUUUUUGAUUUUCACCUGAAUUGUGUGUAUAAACUAAUUUUGAUUAAAAAUUUGAAAUCUGGAAAUUGAAUUGACAAGCAAAUUUUUAAGUUCAUGUUCUCAACAAUUUUAUGUUGUUUGAAAAACUCAUUUACAAGCUAAAUCUUUUUCUGAAUUUUUUUAUCUGCAUUCUGAAUCUGAAUUCUGUUAAUUCAAGAAUUGAACUUCGAAUCUGUUUCCGAAUAUCUAUACGUUUUCUGAAAUGUACAAAAAUACGAUUUCCGAAUCUUAAGUCCAGAUCAGAAUUUUAAGAGCCAUGUUUUAGAACCAUGUUUUAGAGCCAUGUAACCAUCAUCAAAAUAUUGAAUAUGCAUAUGAUUUGAGAAUAAUAUGAUUCAAAUUUGAUAUGAAAUUCAAAACCAAAUUUGAACAAGGAUUUCAAAGCAGCUUUUCAUUUCUGAUUUCUAACCUUCAUUAAUAUUCAGACCUAAAUUUCUAUGAAUAAGUGAGAAAUUUUUGAAAAAGUGUAGCAGAAUUUUUAACUUGGGAUGCGUUUUUGAGGUUUUGGCAUAAGUUUUUAGUCUAGAAUUUUACUCUUGAAUAACUUUACUCUAUUAUCAUAAUUUGAUUAUGAACACAAAAUUUUGAGCGAAAAAUAGAAUAGCUCGCUUCCUUUUUUGGACCCUCAUGGGGGGGGUUCGUUCCUACGGCCAUGUCUAAUGUCGAUUUCGAGAAAGAUUCAUCUCGAACGGCAUUAAGAAAUAAGCUUUUGAUUCGUCAAAAAUCACCAUAACAGUUCAACAAUUAACCAUAAACCAAAAAAAACAUGAACAGCCGCGAUCUACAUUUUAGAAUGAAUUUUAAGAUACUGGCAAUGGUUUCUGAAUGUUUUUUUUUUUUUUUCAAAACAAUGAUAAAAUCGAAACGAAAAAAAAGUGAUCAAAUCGAGCGUGAGUUUGACGAGUAAAUAUUGAAAAAAUCGAACAGUGAUCAAAUUGAAAAACUACUUUACUCUGUUGUGGUAUGAGCCUACUUGGUUGAAUGAUUCAACUGAAUCAAAGCAAUCGAAAGAUUCCUUUUAAUUCACCGUGGUUGAAUUAAAAGGAAUCUUCCGAUUGCUUUGAUUUAGUUGAAAAACUACUGUAUUUAAGAUUUGUUAAAGUUUAAAAUUUCACCAAAAUCCCCGUAUUUUACAGAACGUAAAAAAAAAGAAUGCAAUAUCACAUGAAUGACAAAAAUGAUAAAAAUUAUACGUCAAUUUUAUCUUUGUAAUUUUUGCGAUUGAAGCAUUUUUAUCAUUUUUGACGAUUUUGUGACACUAUUGACCAGGGGUGUCCUGAUUUUUCAGAAUUUGUCAUGAUUUUUCAGAAUUUGUCCUGAUUUUUGAGAGGCCGUCCUGAUUUUUCAAAAUCGCUUGAAUUGUCCUGAUUUUUGAAAAAUUACCUAUAAAAUGUCCCGAUUCGUCCUGAUUUUUAAAAAUAUCUAAACUAUUACUAAAUUUAUUGCUUUAUGGUGAGAAAAUCAAACAAAUCUUUUAUAAAAUAGUUAAACCAGUUAAAACGAUGUUAAUGUUUAGUUCAAAUGAUAUUUUAAUAGUGUUAUUCGAUAUUAACUUCAGGCCAUCCAAGGUUCCUCUCGCUUUAGUUGCUUAGUUUAAGGCGUCUUCAGCCCCUGUAUUUCGCCUUUAGUUAUGCAAUCUAAGCAGAGCUGCAUGGUAUUUUCAUCAAUUAAGUAAUGUCCUGAAAAAUCCUGAUUUUUUUCAUCGCGGUGCCCUGAUUUUUGUAAAAACCACCUAAUAGCAGGGUUGCCAGGUGGUUUUUACAAAAAUCAGGGCACCAAGGUGUGUAUAUAUAGGAGAUGUUACCAUUUAUCAAAUUCCCGAUUCAGCCAUUUUGGCUAUUUAGUCUAUGCAACUGCGGAACUCAUGGAGUUUGUUUACCAACAAACCACAGAAAAGCUGAGCAAAUAAUCUUAUGUUUGUAAACAAACUCAUUGAAAACCCCGCUCACUCCUCGCCUACCUUCUGUCAAAGUCGGAGAACCUCGUGUUUCAAAAAACCAUGCUAUUGACAAAAUGACAUUUUUGACAUUUGAGACAUUUCUGAAGUUUGUGACAUUCUGAUUGAUAUAUAUUUAUCAUAUUUUUGUAAAGUUUCGCAGCGCUUAUGCCUAAUUUCACCAGCAGAACCGGUAUGAAAUUGCCUGGAGAAGUUAAAUUUAUUACGGAAAUCUUGCGUUAAUAUACUUAAAAUCUAGUGCAAUGUUGAAUUUAAGUCUUAGAAAAUCUGAAAAAUUGGAAAUUGGUGAAACGUUCGAAAAACAGCUAACUUUUAAAAUUCGUCUGAAAUUUUGUGUUUCGUGUUUGGCAAUCUAAGACGCGAAAAUGUGCCGAAUUACUUCAACUUCCUUUUUUCAAUAUUUAUUUGGUGUGACUUAAACAAUUUUGAAGGUUCAUCGAUUGAUUUACACCACUUUUUUCAUUUCAGGUCAGGAUAUUAAUAAGUUUUAAAAAAACAUCUUUGUAGGCAACGUAUAGCUUCUAAAUUAAGGUUGCCAGAUUGCCCAAUUUUAUUCGAGUUUGCCCGGAUAUUCAAUAUAAAAUUUUGGAAACGUUUGAUCCGGCCCAGUGGCCCGGAUUUCAUUAAAAAAAGUCCGGUUUGCCGGAUUUAUUCUCAUUCUUAUUCUCAAAUCAAACUUAAAAACAAGUGUGUUGUAAAAUGUUUUUAUUGUUGUGUCCAAAACUUUUGUUUUGUGCAAGGUUCAUAAAAAUAAUUAUGACAGGUUUUUUGAAAGCCUUAAAAUAUGAUUUGAAAUCUGCUGAUGAAUUUUGAUGAAAAGAAAAUUGAAGUUUUUUAUCUUGACCAAAUCUGCCGGGUUAUUGCCCAGCUUUGGUCAACAAUUUUUAAAAUAAAAUGCCCGGAUUUCGCGAGAAUUUUGAAUAAAUGAUGGGUCUUAUAACCUGGCUCACUGAUUUUUAUAGGUCCAGAAGAGAAUUUUAAGAUUGCAUCCGAUGUAGGAACAAACGGAAAGGACCAAAAGUCUAAAUGUCAUUGUUAGACGCCUAAUUUUCCUUUUUUUGUUUUUAACUGUUUUUGAAGCAUCAGAAUAGAGAUCAAGAUUUUAUUUAUCACUAACCGUAAAUGCAAAAAAAAAAGCAAAAACUAAAAUCAAACAAAAAGGUGUAUAUAUUUUUGAAUCAAUCGAACACAAAUACAGCAAAAUUAAAGUUUAUUAUUUACAAAAAAGUAGUUUUUAGACAGCCUCUGUGUUGUCAGCACACAACGUAACUCUCAUCAAAUUUGACAUUCUAAACACUCGCAACACUAUUUUGCCCUGUUUGAAAAUUAAUCUGUUGAAAUUUUCUAAAUCUGGUUAGAACUAAUCAACCAUUUUGAAAAAUGUUUACAGCUCUGCGCCUUAAAACAUAAAAAUAUGGGAAAAAUCACCUCAAUUCUUUCAUAUUUAUUUGAAUCGGAAACCAAAAUUUUAAUGUAUCUGAAAAGUAAAUUUUAUGUAUUGUAUAUCUCAUAAGAUUCCAGAUUGCCUGGUUUACCAGGGGCUUGUCCAGAUUUUCAAAGAAAAAAUUGGAAGAUGCCAAAAACUAAGGUUGACCAGAUAUCGAGGAAAAUGGCCCGGUCUUUUUCCAGAAUUAUUCACAAUUUUUACGAAAUUCCAAAUUUUCAUCUUGGUUUAGCGAACUAAAUUCGCAUGCAAUUUUUUGAAAUUGUGAGAUAAGUUUUGAACGCCGCUGAUGUGCCUAUGUAAAAAUCAUUUUCGUGUGUCUUUUUUUAGUUUUUCUCUUGCCUUUUUAUGGAAAAUAUCUAAGUUUUGGCUAGAUUUACCCAGAUAUUGCCUGGUUUUGAGUUUAAAAUUUUAAAAUCCAAUGCCCGGAUUCGUCGGCCUGGAUACGUUCAGAAAAAUUCUGGAAAACCUUCUCAUUAAAUAACGGGUUAAAAAGGUGAAGAGAUACAUGAAAUUCAAAUACAAAAUUCCAAAACCAAGAAUUAAGUUUAACAAAUUAAAUUCGGACAGCUUUUCAAACUCGAAUCAGCAUUGAAAAAUAAAGACAUUUUCACGAGGGUUAUUACGAGGUUAAUCCCUCUAAAAAUAAACGAUACAAAAAAAACUGAAUUUUUCAAUUCUGAAAAUCUAUUUGAAAACUAAAUCACAUGCUAAAUACUUAGUUGACUUAGUAACUUAGUUGACCUUUAUACCCCAAGGCAGUUUUUUUUAUAAAUAAAUUAUCUGUAUUGAAAAAAGAAAUGCAAACCUUUAAGUCUUAGAACCAAACCACAAGGACCUAAGUUUUGAACGAAGUUUCAGUAACGGUAAUAUUUUUCUCAAUUUCGAUUAAGAGUAUAUCACCGUACCGUAUUUUUAUUAAUUUUAUUUUUGAAACUUUUAAAGUGUCCUUAAACUGAUUUGUCAGUUAAAAUGAAAUGUUUCUUUAUAAUUUAUCACGAAUUUCCUAUGAAAGCUACAAAAUCACAUUAUUACAAAGUUAUACAAGCAGCGGCAGGUUUAGCAAGCCUUGAUGAGUAAUAUGUAUUGAAUUUCAUUUUUCAUUCAGUUGGACGUACAAUACUGAAGAAUCACAUGUGACCUAAAAUGAGAUUUUUUAAUUUUCCAGCUGCAUAAAAUUCUGAAGACACGUUCGAUUUAUGCCAUGAAUUUUGAAAAGUCUAUCAGUUGUUAGGAGCAUAAUUUUUGAAGAUUGAAAUUAUCGACUACAUAAAUUUUAGUUGAAUUUCACCUCAUACUUCUGGAUUUUGGAAAGGAUAAGCUUAAUCCGGGGAAUGAUUUAAAAAAAGCUUGAUAAUUGUAAGAAAAUUUAUUUCCCUUUACUUUCUCAUUUUAAUAGCUUUUCUUUGCCGAAAAAGUUAUAAUUAAUCUGCUUUCGUAAAUAUGUUCAAAAUUUCACUUUAACAUAAUGCAAAGUAUUCAUUUAAGGUUAAUGUGGAUUUUAAACUUUUUUGACUCUAUAUUUGCCAACGUAUCAAAUUUUAAAAAAGAUGACAAACCAGAUGAAAAUUUAUGUACUUAAUGGUAAUCAGAAACAGAUAGAAAAGAACAAUCCAAGAGUUUGAAAAAAACUCUAAUGGGGUUAAAAUUAUAUUCUUAAACGUAAUGUUCAUUGAUCAUUCUUAUAUUUUGAUUUUUUUUAUUUAAAACAGAUAGAUACAAUUAAUCUAUAAUGUGGCCCUUUCAAACUCUGAAAUUUCGAAAAUUUGAAGUUUUUGGCUCUUCUGACUCAAAAGGUUGCCGACCACUGCCCUAGCCUAUAGGCUAUAGUCCAACCGAAAUUUAUUUAUAAAAGAAAUUUUGAACAGGUUUGAUUUUUGGCAUGGCCAUUAGACUGAGUCGAUUAAGGGUCAUUUUCGAAUUUCUCAAACCCUCGGGUCAAAAAACCUUCGUUUUGGUUCAAAACACAUCCAUGAUUUUUUGCAGAAUUUUUAAGUAACGUUUACAUGAGUAAAUUUGAACUGUUAUGUUUUUAUGGGAAAAUUGAAUAUUUUGUACUGAAAAAUCAAUAUCGUUUUUGUUUCAUCUAUUGAACCGAGCCUUCUGAUGGUUCUUGUGCCAAUUUAUAAGUUCUCCAAAGGAAAUUUCCCGCUGAACAACUCGAAGACAAAGACCGUAACUUUGUAUCUUAUUAGAUAAAAAAAGUUAUUAGUUGUUUAAUAGGGGUAUGUCUUUUAGCAUUGAAAAACUAUAAACUCCAUUGACGUCACUGCUGGGUGCUUAGCGAGAUAUUGCAUGACUACUUUGCAUGAAACCUUCGCGAGGCACCAGCAGUGAUAAAUUGAAUUUAUAGUCAAUCAAUGCUAAAAGACAUACCCCUUUUAAACAACUAAUAGAUUUUUUGUCUUAUAAGAUACGAAGUUACGAUCUUGGACAAAGUUGUUCAGCGAAAAAUUUCCUUGGAAAAAUUUAUCUAUUUGCACCAAAACCAUCAGCAGGCUCGGUUCCACAGAUGAAACAAAAAUGGUAUUGAUUUUUUAGUACAAAAUAUUCAAUUUUCCUAUACAAACAUAAAAGUUUAAAUUAACUCAUCAAAGCGUUACUUAAAAAUUCUGCAAAAAAUCAUGGCUGAGUUUUGAACCCAAACGAAGCCCCAGGGUUUGAGAAAUUCAAAAACGACCCCAAAUCGACUUAGACUAAUGGUCAUAUUUUUGCUGCCACCCUAAUGAAAAUACUUCGACUAAAUUUGAUUUUAAGUGUAAUAUUCUUAUUAUGUGAAAGCUGUUCUUUGUAUUUCUAAUCUAUAGCGUAAUGUUGUUAUAUCCUCCUGCACAAUACUGUUUAAACGUUUCCACAUACCGAGGAAUCCCAUUUAGAAUUGUUUUUUAUUUCCCCUCACUAGUUUCGUCGGACUGUUUAAAGCAAACCGUCAUUGUCAUUUUCCAUCAGAAAGAAAACCCACAAAGCUGGUGUGGAGAAAACUUAGAUUAAAAUAUUAAUUAACUUAAAGCAAAUACGAGAGCAGCAAAAUGUAUGUUGCCUAACCAUCAAACAAUUUGAACGAAACUUGUACAGAUCCAAAAUAGGCAAACUUCCAUUCAGAAUUUAUUAUUUUAAACAUCCAAUUACAAAUGGCAAGUGAGAUUUAAGAACUUCGAACAUUGUAUAGUUUUCACAUGUACAUACAAUAACAUUACAGCCCUUUUCAUACAAUAUUAGCAAUAGAUAGAGCAGUCUCAUUAUUGUUGUCCAUAACUUAUAAUCAAUAACAAUUGCUUUGUACCUUUACAGAAGAUAUAUGUAUCAAAUGAAUACUCAACAAAAUGUGAGAAAUGUUGAUUGACACACUAAUCAGCGACAGAUAAGUAGAAAAUCAACUAAUUUAUAGCCUAACCACGUGACUUCAACUACAUAUUUGUACUUCGAUUAGACAGUUAUAAACAGACAGACACUGUGUGAGAGUGAGACGUGUUUAGAACCUACUUCUUGUGACUCAACGAAACGGUUUAGCUAGGCAUAUUCUUAAUUAAAUGUAUGUUAUUAUAGAAAAAAAAAACAAUUAUGUUCAAUGUAAACAGUGGAUAGAAAUAAAGAAAAAACAACUUAGUGUUAA